Molecule: messenger RNA, 1890 nt
Organism: Zerene cesonia (dogface butterfly)
Lineage: Eukaryota; Metazoa; Arthropoda; Insecta; Lepidoptera; Pieridae
Product: heat shock protein 68-like
Exons: 1
Coding region: 7-1890 (627 amino acids)
Biological process (GO): protein refolding; cellular response to unfolded protein
Cellular component (GO): cytoplasm
Molecular function (GO): ATP binding; ATP-dependent protein folding chaperone; misfolded protein binding
Source: RefSeq, a predicted model, not a curated record
AAAAAUAUGCCAGCAAUUGGAAUCGAUUUGGGAACAACAUAUUCUUGUGUAGGAGUGUGGCAGCACGGUAACGUUGAUAUUAUAGCUAACGAUCAGGGAAAUAGAACGACUCCGUCUUACGUAGCUUUUACUGAUACUGAACGUCUCGUAGGCGAUGCCGCUAAAAACCAGGUAGCACUCAAUCCAAGUAACACUAUAUUUGAUGCGAAGCGUCUUAUCGGUCGUAAAUUUGAUGAUCCGAAAAUUCAGCAAGAUAUAAAACACUGGCCAUUUAAAGUGAUCAAUGAUGGAGGAAAACCUAAAAUUCAAGUAACCUACAAAGGCAAGACAAAAAAAUUUGCACCAGAAGAAAUUAGCAGCAUGGUUCUGGCGAAGAUGAAAGAAAUCGCCGAGGCUUAUAUGGGAACAUCAGUAAGAAAUGCCGUUAUAACCGUCCCUGCUUAUUUCAACGACUCGCAAAGACAAGCUACUAAAGAUGCAGGAGCUAUCGCUGGUCUCAACGUGCUUCGUAUAAUAAAUGAGCCAACAGCUGCAGCAUUAGCGUAUGGUUUGGAUAAAAAUUUAAAAGGAGAGAGAAACGUUCUUAUCUUCGAUUUAGGUGGUGGGACUUUUGAUGUGUCUAUACUUACCAUCGACGAAGGAUCUCUCUUCGAAGUUAAAGCUACAGCUGGUGACACACAUCUUGGUGGAGAAGAUUUUGACAACAGACUAGUCACUUUUUUGGCUGACGAAUUUAAGAGGAAACAUAAGAAAGACUUCCAUUUGAAUCCCAAGUCAUUAAGACGUUUGAGAACUGCUGCUGAGAGAGCUAAGCGUACACUAUCCUCAAGCACAGAAGCGAGCAUAGAAAUAGAUGCACUAUACGAAGGUAUAGAUUUCUUUUCUAAAAUAUCUAGAGCACGCUUCGAAGAACUCAAUGCAGACUUAUUUCGCGUUACAUUAGAACCGGUUGAAAAAGCGCUUAAAGAUGCCAAAUUGGAUAAAAAUUCUAUACAAGACAUUGUUAUGGUUGGGGGCUCUACACGCAUACCUAAAAUACAAAGCCUUCUUCAAAAUUUCUUUAACGGAAAGAAGCUUAAUAUGUCUAUAAAUCCUGAUGAAGCUGUAGCUUAUGGUGCAGCCGUCCAAGCCGCAAUUCUAAGCGGAGAAAAACAUUCCAAAAUAAAUGAUGUUUUGCUUGUCGACAUUACACCUCUAUCAAUGGGUAUUGAAACGGCUGGCGGUGUAAUGACAAAAAUAGUCGAACGCAACGCUAAAAUACCUUGCAAACAUUCUCAAAUAUUUACAACCUAUUCGGAUAACCAGCCCGCUGUUACUAUUCAGGUUUAUGAGGGUGAAAGAGCUCUUACGAAAGACAAUAAUUUGUUAGGUACUUUUGAUCUAACUGGUAUCCCGCCAGCACCUCGAGGUGUCCCACAGAUAGAUGUAGCAUUCGAUAUAGAUGCCAAUGGAAUCCUUAAUGUAACAGCUACAGAAAACAGCACCGGUAAAAGCAAGAACAUUGUUAUCAAGAACGAUAAAGGCAGACUGUCACAAGCGGAGAUUGAUCGCAUGCUAGCUGAUGCUGAUAGAUAUAAAGAAGAGGAUGAUCGUCAGAGAGAGAGGGUCGCUGCUCGUCAUAAACUGGAAGGAUAUUUGUUUGGAGUAAAGCAAGCGUUGGACGAUGCUGGGAAAUUAGGGGAUAAUGAAUGUGCGAGGGCUCGUAGAGUUUGUGACGAUGCCCUAAAGUGGCUUGAUAGUAAUUCUGUAGCUGAAAAAGAUGAAUAUGAAGAUAAUCUCAAAGAAGUGACCGCAGCGUGUGCUCCCUUGAUGAAAAAACUACACAGUGCUGGAGCUAAGAGUCGUAAAUCGAAGAACAGUGACGAACCUGUUAUUGAAGAAGUUGACUGA